Astyanax mexicanus (Mexican tetra) is the source of this 1800-nucleotide messenger RNA. It is a transcript of the gene otx2a, whose product is annotated as orthodenticle homeobox 2a. The coding region runs from base 114 to 1190 and encodes 358 amino acids. Gene Ontology annotation, cellular component: nucleus. Gene Ontology annotation, biological process: regulation of transcription by RNA polymerase II; multicellular organism development. Lineage: Eukaryota; Metazoa; Chordata; Actinopteri; Characiformes; Acestrorhamphidae. Gene Ontology annotation, molecular function: DNA-binding transcription factor activity, RNA polymerase II-specific; RNA polymerase II cis-regulatory region sequence-specific DNA binding. The record is from RefSeq and is a predicted model, not a curated record. The transcript has 4 exons.
AAAAAAAAAAUCUAAGGGACGCCUUCCUUAGUUGCGUGGAUUUUAUCUUCGGAAAGUGGAUAACCAGGAAACAAAUCUAUAGGUGUGUGUUGAGGAGGUGUGUGUGUGUGAGGAUGAUGUCUUACCUGAAACAGGGCCCGUACGCCAUGAACGGGCUGGGGCUCGGGGGCGCGCCCAUGGACCUGCUGCACCCUGCCGUGGGAUACCCAGCAAAUCCUCGUAAGCAGAGGAGAGAGAGGACGACGUUCACUCGAACUCAGCUGGACAUUCUGGAGUCCCUCUUCGCUAAAACGCGUUAUCCUGAUAUCUUCAUGAGAGAGGAAGUGGCUUUAAAGAUCAACCUGCCGGAAUCUAGAGUACAGGUUUGGUUUAAGAACCGCAGAGCGAAGUGCCGGCAGCAGCAGCAGAGCACCAGCAGCAACAACAGUGCCAAAAUCAGACCCGUAAAGAAAAAGUCCUCUCCGUCACGCGACAGCCCCGGUUCAGAGAGCAGCGGACAGUAUACGCCUCCGGCCGUGUCCAGCACCAACUCCUCUUCAUCCUCGUCCUCGUCUUCAUCAUCUUCAGGAUCGAACCCCUCAGGUUUGGGAGGACUAGGGAUGAGCGGGAGCUCCGCUUCCGGUACCACGCCUGUUUCGUCCAUCUGGAGCCCUGCACCCAUUUCGCCUCUGCCGGCACCUGCCAGCCUACCAGACCCGGCACCACCGUCCAGCGCCUCCUGCAUGCAGCGUGGCGUGUCUGCGGCGACCGGCGUACCCUCGUACCCCAUGUCCUACAACCAGACGACCGGUUACACCCAGGGUUACCCGGGUGCCACCUCCGGGUCGUACUUCGGUAACAUGGACUGCAGCUCGUACCUGGCGCCCGUGCACGGUCACCCGCACCACCACCAUUCCCACCACGCACAAAUCGGCUCAUUGGCAGGCACCGGCGUGUCUGGGCACCAUCACCCGCACCACCCACAUCAUCUCAGCCAAAGCAACGGGCACCACCAUCCACACGCCCACGCUCACCCGCACCAGGGCUACGGCAGCUCAGGGCUGGCAUUCAGCUCCACGGACUGCGUGGAUUACAAAGACUACAAAGACCAGCAGGCAGCAGCCGCUGCCGCCUCGUCCUGGAAACUGAACUUCAGCUCAGACUGCUUGGACUACAAAGACCAGGCCGCCUGGCGCUUUCAGGUUUUGUGAGUUCCUUUCUUGCUGAAUUUGAUUCUUGUUUAAAAAAAAAAAAAAAGACAAAACCCUCGCCCCCACAUUGAAGACGUUUUUGAAGACGCUCGGAUUGGGAAGCCCAAGCUUUUCUCUACGGAUUCCUAAAAAUUAUACCUCCAGACCCGAGACUUGAGCCUGAACUCUGAACUCUUGAGCUGUUCCUCUUACUGUAGCCCUCACCAAAGUUUCUACUGAAGUAAUGAAUGCCUUUUGUUUGGUCCUGUUAAAAAAACAAGGUUCUGCUGUAACCUGAAACCUGAAACCCACCCGGUCCUGCUUUACUGGACCUCGAUUGACCAAGAUUUUGAGACAAAACGCAAACAAAAACUUACAAAACCCUGCUGAUGCCAUCAAGAACCAGAUUGGUGCUGUGAUGUUGCUGCGAGUGCGCUUUUUGUGAGUGUGUGUAUGUGUGUGAGAGAGAGAGAGAGAGAGAGAGAGAGAGUGUGUGUGAAUGCAUGAAUGUGUGUGUGAGUGAGUGUGUGUAAAGAAAGUAAUAAUUCUGUGAUUUCACCUCGUUUCUUCUUGUGAAAAUGUGCUGAUACGUUUUACAUUAUGUUCAUUAAAUAAAGUAAAUCAGUAUAAA